Molecule: messenger RNA, 1025 nt
Organism: Chelmon rostratus (copperband butterflyfish)
Lineage: Eukaryota; Metazoa; Chordata; Actinopteri; Chaetodontiformes; Chaetodontidae
Gene: irak1bp1
Product: interleukin-1 receptor-associated kinase 1 binding protein 1
Exons: 4
Coding region: 1-732 (243 amino acids)
Biological process (GO): canonical NF-kappaB signal transduction; immune response
Source: RefSeq, a predicted model, not a curated record
AUGGACAGCCAGACCCGAGUCUUCGCUGCGAUGUUACCGGCUGCUGCUCGGGAAUUAGACGGUAAUGACAGAGAGCGGGGAGUCCAAGUGCGAGCAGUCAGUCGUCCGAGCCCCAGCAGCCGCGUCAGGGAGCUCCAGGUCACCGGAACAGCGGAGGUUUGCUGCCCGGCGGACCGAGUGUCGGUCCGGGUCAGUGUGGGCAGCAGCAAAGAGUCAGUCAACGAGGUGACCAACAGCGUUUCACGGCGACUUGAAUACAUUUUACAGGCUGUCAGACAACAUGGUGUCAGUGACAAAGACGCCGCAGUGAGGAGGUUUCUCCACCGAGAGGCAGACCAGUAUCACAUGAAUGCAGAGGUCGCGGUCACUUUCUCAGAUUUUGAGAAGAUGGAGCGAGUAUGUGGUGUCCUGCUGGAGAAGCUGGACAAGAGUGUUUGUGUUGGGGCACCACAGUUCUACCACAGUGCUGAAUACCUGAGUCAAAUGAGGCGGCGUGCGUGUGUCUCAGCAGUUGAAAAUGCUCAGCAGAAGGCAUGUGAAGUCAGUCAGCUCCUGGGGCAAACUCUGGGAGCCCCCCUACUUGUCAGAGAGGAGGAGACAAGGGAGUGGAGGAAUGAGGAUGGAGAGGAUGGAGGCAGGCUUUCUCACCUCCCCUGUACACCCACCAUCACUAUGUCUUCACAGGUGUCCGUGUCUUUCAGCCUCAGAGACGGAAGCAGGAAAAAACUCUGAAGACAUCUGUCGCUGAGUCAUGGAACCAAAGAGCAGACUGUCGCAGUUCAAAGUAUUUUAUUACUUAGUGGUAAUGGCUGAAUAAAAGUGCAAAUUCUCAAGGUUUUUUUUUUCUACCUCAGCCAACACAAACACUACAUGGGGAAAAAAAUGUCAUUUCAGGCAUAAUUGUCAUCAUUUAACUUAACUCCAGCCAUUCAAAUCUGUAUUUAAAAAAAAUCAGGCACAUGAAAUCAAAUGUCUUUUUUAAUGUGUUUUUACAUUUUGGCACAUCAAAUUAAAAUACUGUAUAU